This is a messenger RNA of Aspergillus oryzae RIB40, 1359 nucleotides long. RefSeq lists its product as uncharacterized. The transcript is spliced from 5 exons. NCBI's taxonomy places the organism in Eukaryota, Fungi, Ascomycota, Eurotiomycetes, Eurotiales, Aspergillaceae. Gene Ontology annotation, molecular function: carbohydrate:proton symporter activity. Gene Ontology annotation, cellular component: membrane. The coding region runs from base 1 to 1359 and encodes 452 amino acids. The record is from RefSeq and is a predicted model, not a curated record. Gene Ontology annotation, biological process: transmembrane transport; carbohydrate transport.
AUGCCUGACCCAAGCUCGACCAGGAAGCCAUAUUUUGGCCUCAAAGGAGGCUGGCUCACUUUUUGGAUCACCAUUGCAUGUGCCACAGAUAUGACCCUAUUUGGAUAUGACCAGGUUGUCUUCGGCGGUGUCAUUGUUACUGAUGAUUUCCUUGAUGUUUUACAUCUCGACGGAAAAACUUCGAUAAUCUCAACUGUGACUGCGGUGUACGAUGUUGGUUGCUUUUUCGGUGCCAUUGCCUCAAUGAUAUUGGGGGAGAAACUUGGUCAAAAAAAAUCUAUUCUAUGGGGAACCAUCAUCAUGUCCAUUGGCGCCAUACUCCAGAUUGCCGCCUACGGUGUCCCACAAAUGAUCGUUGGCCGCAACGGUAUCAAUACAGCUACGGCACCCAUUUGGCAGGGUGAAACAUCUCAAGCAAAAUGGAGGGGGAAACUGGUGGCGAUCGAGUUGAUUAUGUGCAUCGCCGGUUACUCUCUGUCCACUUGGAUGACCUUUUCCUUCUCUUUCCUUAGUGGACUAGUUACCUGGCGAUUCCCUCUUGCAUUCCAAUUUCACACCACAAUUACUGCUACCGUCCAAUAUGAACGAGAGAACUGUAUUCCCUGGAGAGCAGGUUCUCAAACCAUGCAACAGUUGGCGGAAAUCAAUGUCACCUCCUACUAUCUGACCACUCUCUUAAUAGAGUCCGUUGGCCUGUCAAAUCGUCUUGCACGUCUUCUCACCGCGUGUAAAUCGAUUUCUUAUCUUCUGUCUGGUAUCUUCGCUAUCCCUAAUAUUGAGCGAUUUGGUCGCCGCCAGAUAUUGAUGAUAUGCUCUCUGGGUCAAGGUAUAUGUUAUCUCCUUAUUACGGUAUUGAUUCGCUUCAACGAGAUGGAGGAAUACGGCCCCAAGCAAAAGGUGGCCUCCGCUUCCGUUGCUUUCUUCUUUUACUAUCUUUCCUUUGGUUGUGGCUUCCAGGGAAUCCCAUGGUUACUCCCUGUAGAGUUGAAUUCGCUGAGUAUGCGAACAAAGGGAGUCUCGAUUGCGACUGCCACGAACUGGGCGUUCAAUUUUAUGGUAGUUGAGAUCACACCCAUUGGCAUCAAGACAUUGGGCUGGAAGUUCUACAUCAUCUGGACGGUUUUCAACUUUUCUUUCAUCCCGCUUAUUUACUUCUUCUAUCCUGAGACCCCCAAUCGCCCGUUGGAGGAUAUCGACCGUUUCUUUAUUGAGAAUAAAGGACUCUUGAUCAUCAGGAACCCUGACGCUACAUCCGCGAACCGUAAAACCCGUUAUAUUGAGUGUGAGCUCGAUAUCAUGAACGCGCAGGAUAAGGCCGAUGCUGCCCACAUGGAAAUAGUUGCUGAGGGAAAGGCCUGA